Mizuhopecten yessoensis (Yesso scallop) is the source of this 2899-nucleotide messenger RNA. Its product is annotated as tRNA 2'-phosphotransferase 1-like. The record is from RefSeq and is a predicted model, not a curated record. Bases 101 to 697 code for a protein of 198 amino acids. NCBI's taxonomy places the organism in Eukaryota, Metazoa, Mollusca, Bivalvia, Pectinida, Pectinidae. Gene Ontology annotation, molecular function: tRNA 2'-phosphotransferase activity. The transcript is spliced from 7 exons. Gene Ontology annotation, biological process: tRNA splicing, via endonucleolytic cleavage and ligation.
GAUCUAUUCAAGGAAAAACAAUGCUGCUAGUACACGUAGCCUAUUUGAAGGCAAUGCCAUUUUUCUAGAAUUAUACGUUGGAUGCUUUUCUUCUCUGAAUAUGUCUGAUCGUCUCUCUCGUUUUCUAGCAAAGUUACUUCGUCAUGAUGCUCGUCAAAGAGGUCUUGAAGUCUCAACCGACGGAUAUGUCGAGGUGGAAGCCAUUUUAGAACUACCUGAAGCCAACAAUUCCACAGAAGACGAUGUACGCAAAAUUGUAGAGAGAGAUAGAAAAGGAAGAUUCAAAGUGAAAACUAGCAUAUUCAAUAAAUUACAAAUAAAGGCAACACAAGGACACUCCAUGCAGUUAUCAGAUGAGGACCUUACACCCAUUACCCAUGCAAGUGAUGCCCGCGUUGUCCUGCAUGGUUCUCGCAGCCAUAAUUGGGAAUCUAUCAAAACAACGGGUUUGUCAAGAAAAAGAAGGGAUCACAUUCAUUUUGCUCAAGGAGAAAGUGGACAGACAAGUGGGUUUCCUUCUUACUGUGACAUUGCCAUCGAGAUAAACCUGAACAAGGCAUUAAGAGAUGGAUUAAAAUUUUACAAGUCAGAAAAUGAUGUCAUCCUUAGUCCUGGGAAUGCUUCUGGGUUUAUUCCUAAGAAAUAUUUCAAGAAAGCUUACAACAUUCGCACACGAGAAAACUUUUCACUGGACUAGAACAAUACCCAUACAAGGCUUUCGGAUAACAAUGUAACCAAGGGAAUGCAUGUUACUAUGUGUAUUCAUGUACAUGUCCCAUGUGUGUGUGUGUUUUAAAAGUUUAAAUUCCUUUGUAAAUCACGAGUAAGUGAAAAUCACUGUUAAUGUGUUUAUAUUUUAUUGAGGGAUUUUUUUAUGAGUUGUCGACAUCGUAAUAUUUUGCGAUGCAGAUAAUAUGCUGUUUCAAUUACCUUGACAUCCUUCUGUGAUUUGAAGUCUUUCAACGUAUGAAUUAUAGAUAGAUAAUAACCAAGAUUGUAGAUAGAUGAUAACCACGGUUUUUACGCUUCCCCGGCAUUACGAGGAUGUUGUGUGUGUAUACGUCACACAAUUAAUUUACGUACGGAUUUGUGUCCCAUUGAUGCUGAAGUAAUCCUGAAAAGUAAACACCAAUCAAGACAUCUUCAAUUAUGUGUGCGUGCAUUACUAUAAUUCUGUAACUGUGAAUUAAAAUCUAGCUGUACAUUGUGACUUUCUUAUUCUGGUCUGCAGGGAUGCUAGUGAUCCUAAUUCUAUACAUACAUGACCUUUUAUAGUUUUAGAAAAUGUAUUGGUUAUCUAAAAAGUCGUGACAUAUUUUUGGAAACGUUUGGCUAUAAGUGUAAUGAACUAUCAUUGUGAGCAGGGUCGGUUCUAUUUCUGUGCGUGUGCGUGUAUAUCUUAGUAUCUUAGCGAUAAUGAAGUCUGACUGUGAAUUUGAUCACGUUAAGUUGUACUUAGAUUGGUGUUGUAGAUUGAGAGAGUCGUGUUAUCUGCUAUAAUAGGAAUGAAUGAUUGAUAAGUUACAUACAAAGUAUCAUGUAAUUGUGAUUUUUAAAGGAAACAAGGUAAAAUCCUUCAUUUUACACAACUUAUUUCGGUUUUAAUGUUCCCUGCCUAGUGAUUUUAUCCUGUCUUUCACUAGUUUAUCUUUAGUUAAUUUAUAAUAAUUUUGCAAUAAUUUGAUUGUGUGUUUUAUAAAUUGUGUUAAAUAUUUGUUGAUUAACCUGAUUUAUUUGAACGAAUGCUCACCUAAAUAUAUGCUUUCACAAUUAUUCUAUGCAUUUGCUACGGAUUGUUAUACAAUUAAACAGCGUUAAAGAUGUAUUAUAUUUGUCUGAGGUUGGAAAUAUUUGUUUUUGUGUACAUGUAUUUUUUUUAUUUCAAUCUGUUGGAAUAAAUGUUAUCUUAAUGAUGAAUGAUAAUCCAUUUCAACACAAAGUAACGACCUACCUGUUUUAAAAGAAGGUUGAUACAGAAAGCCAGUAUUUACUGUACCAUAUGGACAUUUCGUCCAGUGAGGACUGUCUAUGGUACUGUGGUAGAAACAAUGAACAUUUAGGACCAAACAUAUGUAAGACAUUCUGUAAACUGUCAAAGAUGUUACUGUUUGUGCAUUGGUGUUUAACAGGGAUACUUUUAAUUCAAAAUAAAUAAUCUAUGCCAGAUAGGUAUACAAACCAUUUCAAAUGUUCAUUACAAAGUGAAAUUUGGUGGAAGCGGGGAUAUUAUUUAUGAGACUUUAGUGAUACUGCUAAUUGGUCAAUAUGGCUGUAUAUAUAAAACAUGUAGAUUUAUUUUUUUAUUUAUAUAUAUCCAAAUAUCAUUUAUUCCACUUCUGGAAUAUACAGUAUUACAAUACGACUGCAACCCUGGUUUUAUAGUACUGAGAAUGGUAGAGAGAGGCUUUGUUACACAACUCGAAGAGCAAACGAUAAAACGUUGUUUAUAUGGAAGCAGGUUCGUAUCAAUUUCAUAAGUGGAUAUUCGGAAAGAUUGUAAUACACAAGCUUGAAUUGUUUCUUUCGAAAAAAAUGCAAGUAAUGUAUUAGUGUUUGCAGAAAAAGAUCAGGUUAUUAGAUGUUUUUUUUCUGCGACACAUUACAUGUCCAAAAUGGAGAUCGUUGAGUUUGGCUAGGACAUCGGGUCAAGAAUUUCAGCCCUCGGACCUCCAACCCCCUCGGGCUAAUAUGAAUGGUUGGUGGAGUAUGAAAAUGGGCAUAUUAUAGCCUUUAAGUUUGUUUCUAUGGCUGUCUACAAAAAUGUACCUACACAAGUGUCAUGCCUGAAUUGUACCUUCUUACAGAGAAAUGUUCUAUACAUGCUAUUAUACAAGAACAUUUCACAUUCCCAUGUUGAUUGUUUAAUAAUUAUUGUAUCACUCAAUAAAAAAUUCUAUUG